Malania oleifera is the source of this 1072-nucleotide messenger RNA. RefSeq lists its product as uncharacterized. The record is from RefSeq and is a predicted model, not a curated record. The coding region runs from base 520 to 816 and encodes 98 amino acids. Lineage: Eukaryota; Viridiplantae; Streptophyta; Magnoliopsida; Santalales; Ximeniaceae. The transcript is spliced from 4 exons.
ACGGUGGACCCAUUUCGAGCAACGUAAUGCCAGAAUCCUCAUAUGCUGUGCCGGCAAGCGAGUGCACUUGCAUCCAGCGAAUAUUCUGAUCUCUGGGAAAUGACGACGCUGGAUCGGACAGCCAUAUAGAUCCACCCAUUCGCCAUUGAUGCUCUGCUCUGCAAUGCUAUUGCAUCCAUCAGGUCUGUGUGGACCAGCAGUACGUACUGUCUCGGCCACCUCGCUAAGAUACGACUGAUCCUCUGUGACGUGUGCUCUCUGUCGCACCUGCGUCUGCUCCAACAUAGAACGCGCGCCAAUCUGAAGGUUAAAUAGAGAUGCAGAAACUCCUUUUACCAAUUUUUCAGGAAGAACAGGAAGCCGCUUAAAAAAUAUAGAGACUCCACUAAUGAGAAGGGAGAGUCCAGUAAAAGAAAGGAAAAAUCAAAUGCUCCUACAUGCUACAACUGCAACAAAGUGGGGCACAUCAAACCUGACUGCCCACUACUGAAAAAGGAGGCUAAGAAAAAGAAGAGAGCCAUGAAAGCCGGAACUUCAUGGGAUCAAUUCAGCAGCAGUGACUCGGAUUCAGAUCAUAGUGACACGGAGGUCGCUAAUCUGUGCUUAAUGGCACACGGGGAUGAGGUAUGCCUCAGAUCAUCCUCAUCCAAGGACCGGUGGUACUUAGAUAGUGGGUGCUCACGACACAUGACCGGUGACAAGGGAAAAUUCACUUCAAUUGUUCCCAAGGAUGGAGGCUACGUGACAUUUGGCGACAAUGCCAAAGGACGCAUCAUCGGGGUAGGUAAGGUUGCGCAUGGACUGAGGGGGCGGUAAUCCAAUCCAGUAAGCAUUGUGUGAAGGUUGAGGUCAGCCAUGUGCUAAUUGAUAUGGUUUGUAUAGGUGCCGCUCCACUCAUUUAAGUGAGCAAUUAUAGUGAUAAUCCUUGUACUUGUUAGCCAAGGCAAGGACGUAGGCAAUUGGCCGAACCUCGAUAACAUUUCUACGUGCUACUCUUACUUUACCGCUUUCUGGUGCUUGUGUUGUCAAUUAGACUACUUUAUUUAAUUAUUGGUACAUAUUACAACUGAUU